GUGCACGGAGCCGUGUGCACGCGCGGCCAUGUGUUGAACUUCCUGCAGGAGAAGGAGGGUGGAGGCGUGACGUCGCUGCCCGCAGAGAGGCCCGUGCGGCGGGGGAAGGCAGCCAGAGACGCGCCGUGCGGGGACCGACGCUGCCGCUACCGCAGAGCAGAGCAGCGAGGGCGCGGAACCAGCCGGGCAACCGCGGCAACUUCCCCCCGCAGACAACCGGACACAGCAGACGGCCAUAAUGCGGCAGCGCCCGCCGAGCCCGGAGCUGACGUGACAGCGCACAAACCGGAGGAAGCGGCACCCCCCCUCUCCCCCGGUGGCCUCGGGGAGCGCGGCAGCUCGCUCGGUGCGUCUGGAGGCGGCUGCAGACAUGUCCUCGCUAACCGUGGAGGACGAGCAGACAUGGGUACCGACGCACGUCCAGGUGACGGUGCUCAGGGGCAGGGGCUUGCGGGGCAAGGGCAAGCACGGCACCAGCGACGUGUACGCCAUCAUCCAGCUGGGCAAGGAGAAGUACUCGACCGGCGUGGUGGAGAAGACCACCGAGCCGGAGUGGAGGGAGGAGUGCUCCUUCGAGCUGCAGCCCGGCGUGCUGCAGGGCGGCGGGCGGAGCGGGUACCCGGCCGGGGGCAGCGAGCUGGUCCUCACCGUCAUGCACCGGGCGCUCAUCGGGCUGGACGUGUUCCUGGGCCAGGCUGUGGUUCAACUGGAUGAGGUGUUCAACCAGAGCAGAUGGGUGAAAAACCAGUGGUACAGACUCAACUCCAAAACCGGGAAGAAGGAGAAGGAACGAGGAGACAUUCAAGUCAGCGUCCAGUUCACCAGAAACAACCUGACCGCCAGCAUGUACGACCUCGUCAUGAAGGACAAAGGCACCUCCACCUUCAACAAGCUCAAAGAACGCAUGAGGGGGAAGAGGAGAUCCAGUGAGGAAGACUCCUCCUCGGCCGUCGUGCCAGGUGGAAACGGGUCCCUGGAUCGGGUGCGGACCCGGCUGCCGAGCGAUGGAGGCGGCGAGGAGGACUACGAGGACGACGAGGGGGGAGAGGCCCGGCGGAGCAAGAUGAGGACCUUCUUCCUCAGAGGGAAGCUGAGGAAGUCGUCGGACACUCGCUCCAGCACAUCUCUCGGCUCCGAGAGCAGCGAGUCGUCGCGGGGCGGGAGCCUCAGUCCCACAGCGGGCAUCAGUGUGGUGGUUUCUGACCUCUCCAACUCGCCCAGCAGCAGCAACCUGACGGCAGACAACUCCCCAGAGCACACGGAAGACGCGUCGCCCAAGUCGUCCUCGCUCAAAUGUGACUCCGGUGACGAGGCCGGUGAGAUCACCAUAGUAGUGCCUCAGCUUACUGUGUGCGUUAACGGAAGCCAUGCUUACAAAGUCCAGCCCCUGGACCCAGGCUCAGGAAAACCCGUCCACUCUUUAGGCCUGGGACUGUUGCAGAAGUCUUUGCCCGUGUCGGUGUCGCUACAGAACCUCAGCCCGCAGGCGUCCGCCGACCCUCACAAAGCUCCCGCGGGCGACGGGCGCCGCUGGUCCUUUGACAAACCCGGCGAGGAGGAAAAAGCAGCCAUAGCGGCGGCUUUGGAGCAAAGCGGGCCCAUGCAGGGUGACGAGGAAGAAGAGGAGCGUUUGGGCCGGGCGGCUCUGUCAGAAAGCCAGGGGAAGAAGCAGAGGAGGAAAGGGCCGAGUCAGUCCAAGGACGGGUCGGAGGGGGCCCCCGCUGCCACUGCGGAGAAACACAAGGGCUGGUUCGGAUCUAAGGACUCGCACUGCAAACCAAGCCUGGUGGUGUCACCUAAACUAGACCCCAACAAUGAUCCCCUCCCCUCUAGUCACCCCCCCUCGGGUCCCCCUGUCGAUCUUACCGCUCUGGUUUCUCCGCUGCAUCACACUAACCCCUUCUGCCGCUCGCAGACCUCACCACCUCCCCUGUCCCCCUGCAACCCUUUCUUCUCUGUCCUCCAGCACAACCCUUUCUAUGACGACUUGCUAACCACUCUGCCCCCAACACCCCCAUUGCCUCCUCUGCCCUAUCUCUCCAGCUCCCGGCCCCCCAUAGCUCAGCUCUUUCCGCAGGCGAGUGACCACAACCACACUGUGACCCACGACAACCCAGCCACAGAGGACUCCGUCGUUGGCACCGAUGUUGCAACGAGUGACCGGAGGGCCGAAGUUGAGAAAGGUCUCCUUCCUCUUGCUCCCACGGAAGGAGAGAAACCUUUGAGCAAGGAGUUGUCCAACGCUUUAAUGUCCGCUGGGCAGCUGGAGCCAGAUUCAGAGUGGGACGAAUCUUUUGAAGCGUUUGCAGCUGGCAGGCUGCAGUCUCCAGAGGACCUGAGCACAGAUUGCAAAACACAGCAGAACACGCCCAGUGACCAUCCGCUGGAAAACUGCAAUAAUAAAGGAACUCUACUGCCCAUAACGGAUCGGAACACUAGUGAAAAUGACGCACUACAUCAUCAACCCUGCAGAGAAGACCCGUGGGACGCUCAAGAAGCCACUGACAAAUUUGCACAAUUCCUUGAAACAAUCCCAGAACAGAUACACUCUGAAAGCGACAACACAACUUUCAAUCCUCCUCCUGAUUUAUCAAAGCUUGACGCUUGCACGGAAACUAAUCAAGCUAACAGUACCACUAACACUAACAUGCACCAGACCCCCUGUAACACUUCAUCCACACAGCUCAUCAGCAGCUCCCCGGAUCCUGCUUCAUCAGGUCUCGGCAGCUCGGUCGAGGACGAGGUCCACUCCUGUCUUUCUUCUUAUGACGAUAAACUUUCUGCGUCCUCCUCCGAGGAAUCUGAGGCACGGAACUUUGAGAGCCACAUUCAACGUCCUGACGCCGCUGUGUCUGAAAACCCAAAGCCCUCAGAAUCUGAAGAUGACAUCACCGACAGGUCAAAUGAUUGGACGGUGUUUGAUGUCGCCCAGCAGACUGUUAUUCAGCAGCAGGAUGGGGAUGGAGGUCCUGACAAUUCAGAGGCACCACAGUCCCCGGUGAUUCCACAUCAGGAGCCUGAGGUCCCGGAGUUGUUGCCGAACCUCUCUGAAGUACAACUAGAAUCCAACGUCUCUUCACAGUCUGAUGUGUUCAAAAACCUUAUUUGGGAUUUCUCUGAGGAGUUUAAUGAUAGUUCUGGAAACAACAAUACAGAUGUGAACAUUCUUGUGACUCCAGAUGACGAAUUCUCCUCCAAGCUCCCAUCGUUGUACGUCCUGACCUCCUCCCCUGAUCUGAAGCAGCGUUUGUUGGACACCAGUUUAGGACGACAGGAGGCGAGCCGGUCUAGUCCGGUGUCAUUUGGGGCUUUCGGUGAAACCAGACCCAGCCUGGACUUCGACAGCACACUGUUGCACACUCAGGUGUCUGAUCAGAGCUCCAGCAGCUUCCUCCAAAGCCUUUAUGUCAGCACCGACUCGCAGGAUUACCAGACUUGUGCGUCUCACCCAUCCUCCAGCGUCUCGGAGCUCGACGAGACGCCGCUUUCUGCAAACUCAACGCUCUGCGGUGAGCUGAGCGACAUUCAGACAACUGCUGACGGUGCUUUGGGCCUAGAAAAGUCCACCAGUGCGUCCACGUCAUCGAACAGAGAAAUCAACCAAACCAACAGAUUUGAAGAAUACAAUGACAAGACAAAUUUCAUGAUAGGGGAUGAUUUUGGUCUCGAAGUUCUUCCUGCAGCACUUAACGACUCUGAGGAGAGCUGCGGUCCAAAGAGGCUCGGUGAGGAAAACCAGAACGCCGUUUUCGAUGACGAGUUCUCAAGAUACCCUCAGGCCCAGUCUGCUGCGCUACACCGCUCCCACUCCGAGGGAACCCUGACGCCCGGCUUCGACGAACUCCUCCUGCCCUCCUUCGGGAGCGAUCCCGGUGCGAUACAGGAGUCCUCGUCGGUUCAACCAGACCUCGCUCUCCCCUCUCUGACCUCCUUAGCUCCCUCUAUAACUCUUAGUAGCUCCUCUCUAGUGCUCCGCUCCUUCCCUCCCCUUGCCAGCGCUUUGGCGGGGUCACCACCCAGCACGGCACAAGCUGCUGUGCCAGAGCCCGAGGAGACGCAGGAGCAGCAGCAGCAGCAGGCAGCCAGUCAGCAGAACAGCCCCCACCCAGUGAGGCCCCUGACCACUGCCUUGCUGGCUGAGGAGAAGCGGACUGAGGGCCGGUCAGUGCUGGCCACCGGCCUGGAGAAGCUCAAGUCCACCAUCCACCCAGGGAGGAGCAGCCAGAUCAGCGAGACGGAGACGGACAGGAGGAAGUCUCUGACGGAGGGGGCGGGCUCGUACUACCACCUGACCCACAGCGAACUGGUCGCCCUGCUGGGGCAGCGGGAGGCGGAUCUGCGGCGGCAGGGGGCGGAGUUCGAGCGUCAGCGGGUCCUGCUGGCCAAGCGGGAGGUGGAGCUGAGGAGGCUGAAGCCGCAGGUCCGAGAUCUGGAGGACUACAUCGACACGCUGCUGGUGAGCAUCAUGGAGCAGAAGCCCACGCUCCUGCAAGUGCGCUCCAAGCUCAAGUGACGAAGGCGGGGGGGUGGGUGGUUUGCAGUCCGAUCCUCAUCUGUUCACUCUUAACCUCCACAACAGCUCUUUAGUCUUUUCACUGCUACGCUGUCCUUUUUGAUACCAAUAUUUAGGCACCGAGAGAUGUCGAGGCCACGAGUUCGGGCCGGCGUGCGUUACUGCGCUGAAACAUCCUCGUCUGAAGGUGGCUGGGGCGGUUCUGAAUGUAGCGGGUCCUCAGGUUGUUUUCAGGUUCACACGGCGCGUUGGUUUUUUUUACGCUCACAGAGGAGUGGGCGGGUCUAAGGACCGGGUUCUUCUUGGGUUCUGAGGGUCCCGACUGUUGAAACACGGAUUCCUCCUUUUCACCUCACGUCUCACUUCUAUCACCUUAUCACAAGAGAGAGGAACUGCAGAGGUUUCAGUCCAUAACAACGUGUAAGCAACCGAUAUCUCACGAAGACCAUUAAAUCCAGAUUGAUGCAUCAGUUCCAGUUUCUUUGAGGCAGACAUUGGUUUCCGUUUAUUUCAGUGCAGCUUGAAAAUCCGGGUGUGGAGACUUGAAACCAGCUCGAGAAGAGAAUCUAUAACAGGUCACAUCUUCUCAGCUUUUGCCUAUUUUUCUUCGCAGAUAUGAUUAACACACCUCUGACAAACUUAUAAAUAAGUAAAGAAAUAAUUAGCGCCAUAAGUUUCAAAUAUCCGCAAGUGGUUUUUCUUGCUUAACUGAAAUGAAGUCGAGUCAGUAGCUGCCUAAGGACGGAGAGUCGAGCUGAGAGUGAUUCAUUGUUUAAUUCAGUCUUUAAAAUGUUUUUUAAAAAACUAUUGAAAACCCACAACUAUUUUAUUUAAUAAUUCCCAAAUAUUAAUAAAUAGUCUCAUAAUAUCUCUUGUCGUGAUUUAGAGAAUCAUCUCCCUGAUGCACAGUUUCUAUUUAAUGGGUCAAAACGUGACAAACCAUCCGUGUGUUUCUGAUCACGACCCUUUUUGCAGAUAUACGUUGUUAUGGAUCGACUCUAUUCAGAUGCAUCGAGUGCUCUGACCAAACCAAAUGAGCGGCGUGAGAGCUCGGCCUCGCCACCCGCACGUUUACGGGGAGGCGAUUGUAGCGUACGAAUGUUCAAAAGUGUUCUUAGCCACCAGGUGAAUGGUUUUCCUUUCCUACGCAGGAUAAGUGGUGUUUAUGCUUGUUUUUCCCUCUUGAAAUUACCCAUAAUGCUCAGCCACAUAAGCUAAACUGACUGUCGCACGGCUCACGGUGUUAUCAAGCGAAGACGGCAUCACUCAGUGUCACCGCAGCUCCUCGGAUCUCAUGCUUCUGCCUUCUGCCCAUGUGGUCGACACGACUCCGAUGUGCUGGUACUUGAUUCCCACUCCCCCCGUGUCUGUGUGUCACAUCCGCUUCGCCUCAGGCACGCAUAGCGCUACAGCUUUCAGGUGUUUAUAAAGGGAUAUAUACCACAUGUUACAGCAUAUAUGCCAAACGCUGCCUUAUUUUUUGCUUUGUUUUGAUGCUCAUUAAAAAUCAAGCACUUCAUUUUGCUCGUCGGGGCUCGGGGCAGGUUUUGAAAAAGAAAAGCCAUCUGUUCACUGAAUUUUCUUUUUUGUUUUUUUACUUCUUCUGAUGCUUUGUUAUGAUAUUGUUUGGAUCACUGCACAAAAACAAAUUGUAUGCAUACCAGUAGAAACUGAGCGUAACAGUGAUUUCCUGUGACAUGCCAAAAAAAAGCCUUGAAACUUAAUCCAUGGAGCAGAUUGAUACACCAUGAAGUAUUCUGAUAUUCUGAUAUGAUGCCACUUUUAACAGCAUUCGUGGAUGUUCUUGCACUAUUCAACCAUCAGAACAUGACUCUUCUGUACCUGUCUGUCUUAUGUCGGUAUAGUUAGAUCUACUUUACACCGUACUGCACUUUCUAAUCGCUCUGUGAUUUUAGCACUCGGCCUUUGACACCACGACAACGACUAGCCAGUGAGCUUGAAGCGUUACAAACUCGCCCAUCACCGUCUUUCCAUGUCAGUUCUCGCUAUGCGACGGCAAUACCAAGUGCGUAGACGACUGUAGAGACAUAUUCAAUGUGACUCGGCACUUACGAAGCGCAGUCCUCUCCCACGUCUUCCAUUUUGAGAAAGGUUUUUAUUUAAACUGAUUGUACCUUGUCCUUGAUUGUGUAGCCAGUGGAAUGUGCGUAAGGUAGUAUGUAAGAUUGGAAAGUUUACAACUCGUGAUGCAAUUCUGUUUCACAAAUUUUGUAUAUUUAAUAAAGAAUAUUUUGUGUUUCUUGCUCACUA
Messenger RNA from Hippoglossus stenolepis (Pacific halibut), 6784 nucleotides. RefSeq names its product RAB11 family interacting protein 5a (class I) (gene rab11fip5a). NCBI's taxonomy places the organism in Eukaryota, Metazoa, Chordata, Actinopteri, Pleuronectiformes, Pleuronectidae. Gene Ontology annotation, molecular function: small GTPase binding. The record is from RefSeq and is a predicted model, not a curated record. The transcript is spliced from 6 exons. Gene Ontology annotation, biological process: regulated exocytosis. Gene Ontology annotation, cellular component: phagocytic vesicle; secretory granule; mitochondrion. The coding region runs from base 371 to 4513 and encodes 1380 amino acids.